This is a messenger RNA of Cololabis saira (Pacific saury), 3185 nucleotides long. It is a transcript of the gene dpy19l1l, whose product is annotated as dpy-19-like 1, like (H. sapiens). Gene Ontology annotation, cellular component: nuclear inner membrane. The transcript is spliced from 21 exons. Lineage: Eukaryota; Metazoa; Chordata; Actinopteri; Beloniformes; Belonidae. The record is from RefSeq and is a predicted model, not a curated record. Gene Ontology annotation, molecular function: mannosyltransferase activity. Bases 102 to 2312 code for a protein of 736 amino acids.
CCGAGGAAACAAGUCAAACAUCACUCAGGUACUGGAGGUUCAGAUCCGAGGACCAGAUCUACGAGCCACAGUGGAGCUGCUGACCAUCCUCCCCGGCCAUCAUGGUGACCAAACAGCGCAAGCAGGGCGGCAGGACCGCGGCAGCCCAGCCCGACCGCGACAGGAGCCCCUUUGUUUCUCCCCCCGGCAAAAGUAGCGCCCGGCGCCCGGGCAGGGAGGGCAAGCCCGGCCACGGCCCGCACCCCAACGGCCAGCGGCUGGGACUCACGCCCUCGGCGGCGUGGAGGCUGGGAACCACGUUUCUGCUGGAAUCCUCCUUCACACAUGUCUCCUUCUGCAACUACAGGCAUCACCUGUCACAACUAUUUGAGAAUGACAGGCACUUCUCACAUCUGUCUAAUCUGGAGAAGGAAAUGGCUUUUCGAACAGAAAUGGGUCUCUACUAUUCUUACUACAAAACCAUUAUUGAGGCUCCUUCUUUCCUGGACGGCCUCCACAUGAUCAUGAACGAUCGACUGACAGAGUAUCCCUUGGUUAUUAACACACUGAAGAGGUUCAACCUCUACCCAGAGGUGGUCCUGGCCAGCUGGUACCGCAUGUACACAGGUGUAAUGGGAUUCUUUGGAAUUCCCACAAAGAUGUGCUGGUCCAUAAACCGAGGGGAGGGACUGUCUCCCGUGGACAGCUGUGAAGGGAUGGGUGACCCGGCGUAUUUCUAUGUGACCUGCGUGUUCCUGCUGAACGGUGCCAUGAUGAGUCUGUUCUUCAUCUAUGGUGCGUACCUCAGUGGGAGUCGGCUGGGUGGAAUCGUUACCGCAGUCUGUUUUUUCUUCAAUCAUGGCGAGAGCACUCGUGUGAUGUGGACUCCGCCGCUGAGGGAGAGCUUUGCAUACCCCUUUCUCGUCCUGCAGAUGAUUCUUCUCACCCACAUUUUGCGGACACGGAAUCCGAGCAGAGCAGCCACGGUCGCUCUGGGAAUCUCCAAUUUGUGUUUCAUGCUGCCUUGGCAGUUCGCCCAGUUUGUGCUGCUCACCCAGGUGGCCUCUCUGUUUGCGUCAUACAUCCUCGGUUACCUCGCCGCUACCAAGAUGCAGUCCAUCCUCGUCACUCACAUGAUCACGCUCGGCGUCUGCUUCGUCCUGAUGUUUGGUAACUCCAUGCUGCUCACGUCCUUCCACGCCUCCUCCCUGAUUUCCAUCUGGGUGAUCAUCGCUUUGAGGGACAGAUUUGUUCAAGUCUUCAAACCUGGAAUAAUCAUCUGGGUCAUGCAGGGUCUGGCUUGGGUUGGCUCCACACUUCUGCUCAAAUUCAUGCUCUCCACAGUCCUCGGGGCCUCCGAUGAUGCUCACAUCAGUGGAUUGAUAAAGUCAAAGUUUACGAGCUACAAGGACUUCCACACGCUGAUGUACACGUGUGCUGCUGAGUUUGACUUCAUGGAAUUUGAGACACCGGUACGUUACCUAAAAACCUUGCUGCUGCCGGUCAACCUGCUGGUGGUCACUGUCGUGGCUGUCAGGACUUUUCAGGACAUAAUCCACACUCUGAGGCAGGAGAGGACGGUGUCUGUAAGUGAAGACACUGAUGAAGCUGCGGGGUCUGAAAUAGUGGCGAAAGGGGAGCUGGUGUACCACAGCCUGCAGCUGGUGGCCUUUACCGUGCUGGCCAUCCUCAUCAUGCGCCUGAAGCUCUUCCUCACGCCGCACAUGUGCAUCAUGGCCUCACUGAUCUGCUCCAAACAGUUGUUUGGUUGGAUUGGAGAGAAAUUCAAACACCAGACUGCGGCCUUUGCCAUCAUGACCCUGAUGGCCGUGCAGGGAGUGGCCAACCUGCAGAACCAGUGGGCCAUUAUCGGAGAGUUCAGCAACCUGCCGCAGGAGGAGCUGCUGGACUGGAUCCAGGAAAACACCAGUCCAGAGUCUGUAUUUGCGGGAGCCAUGCCCACCAUGGCCAGCAUCAAGCUGUCCACCAGUCGACCUAUCGUCAACCACCCCCACUAUGAAGACGCCGGCCUCAGAGAGAGAACCAAGCUGGUCUACUCCAUGUACAGCCGCAUGUCCGGGGAAACCGUGAAGAGGAACCUGGGGAAGUUGGGAGUGGAUUUCUUUGUCCUGGAGGAUUCUUGGUGCACCAGGAGAACCAGGCCUGGUUGCAGCAUGCCAGAAAUCUGGGACAUCGAGGAUCCUGAAAAUGUCGGUAAAGUUCCCCUCUGCACCCACAUGUCCAGGAACUCACGACCCCACUUCAUCACGGUCUUUUCUAACGACAUUUACAAAGUCCUCAAAGUCCCUAAAUCUUCCAAAGAUCUCAGAUAACAUUACUGGACAGACAGGACUGCACAAAACAUGUUCGUUCUUUCAACGACUUCUUUCUUUUCUCAUUUCCUUUUUUUAAAUUUGUUUGUUCCCAAAACCAACCCCUGCACUCUCACUUUUUCACGCCUUAUUCCCUGAGGACGAGAAGUAGGCCGUACUUGGCGGCCUCACAGCUCUCAGUAUUUGCGACUGAAAGCGUCUCUCCAGUCAUCCUUUUUGCUGCAUCACUGUGACUCAGUAGCGUCGUCAUUAUGCUCCUGUCGGUGUCCGAGUGAAAGCCAAAAGCUGUUGUAACUUCUGAUUAAUUCUGUCGCAUCGUUUCUGUUACUCUGAUUCCUUAUUUUAAAGGACACUGUUCAUACAUUGUAUUGUUUUUUUUUAAUGUCACUGUAAUUUCCUUUGACUGUUGCCUAAGAAGUAUUGGUUGUCUAGCAGGACCAAUCAGUGAUGUCCACAUACUGUGAAGCAAUAUCCUUUGCAGACUUGACUGACUUCUUCUGUCGUUAUGCACAGUCUUGAUUUCUGAGAAGAUUUUUCAGUAGUACAGUAUUUUUAUAAUUUAUUUGUUCCAGCAUUUUUAUGCAACUUUUCUGUGGUAGGAUCAUUUCUUUUGAACCAAACAGUGUUUUAUCGGUCUUUGGAAAACUGAGCAGAAAACGCUUUUUUUUAAUUGUAGUGCAUAUCAUAAAGUAUUUGUGUGUAGACUGAAUUUACUGGAUUUCAAAUGAGAAAAGAGCCGUUUUCCUUAAUUUAAGAGCAAAAUGGAGUUUUUAUUGCCAAACAUAUGAAACAAAAUGCACAGAUUUCUUCAAAACUGCCCUCUUACAGCUGUUUUGUAAACUGUUGUUUUAUAAAAUACUGAUGUUUAUCUUC